CAUCCAUGGACCGCUGCCGCCGGCCCUUGGGCGGCGGGACCGUGCCGCCGCUGUGAGCCCGGCCGGGGAGCGGCGGAGCCCCGAGCCGCGGGCACCAUGGACAGUAUCCUGGAGCCCUUCGCCGCCGAGCGGCUCUUCCCCGCCGCCGGCCCCGGCUUCCUCGACCUGGGCGACUUCAGCGAGGCGGAUUUCCUCAGCAAUGUGCAUUUCUCUGAGAACCUGGAUCACUUCUCUGACAACAUGGAGGAUUUCUCCAACGACCUCUUCAGCAGUUUCUUCGAUGACCCAGUUCUGGCUGAAAAGAACCCGCUGCUGGACAUGGACCUGGACCCACCCACUCCAGGCAUCCAGGCAGAGCACAGCUACUCCCUCAGUGGAGACUCUGCUCCCCAGAGCCCCCUUAUGCCUGUCAAGACUGAAGAUAAUGCUAACGAGCUGGAGAAUGGAGUGUGGGCUCUGGGGCCCAAGCUCUGCUCCAUCAUGGUGAAGCAGGAACAGAACCUGGCUCUAGACCCGCCUGAGUCCCAGCUGGCUGCCAGCUCCAGACCGGUGCUGAACCUCAACCCUCUGCAGAGACUGCCAGUCCCCGAGGAGACUCCCAUUGAAAUGACUCCAGCACCUGUGAUCAAAGCUGAACCCAAAGAAGUGAACCAGUUUCUAAAUGUACCUGCAGUAGAUGACCUGGUGCAGAUGCCUCCAACUCCGCCCAGCAGCCAUGGCAGUGACAGUGACGGGUCCCAGAGCCCUCGGUCCCUGCCUCCCUCCAGCCCAGCCCGACCUGCUGCUCGCUCUUCUACUGCCAUCUCCUCCUCACCUCUCCUCACAGCUCCACACAAAUUACAAGGGACCUCUGGCCCGCUGCUCCUGACUGAAGAGGAGAAACGCACCUUGGUUGCUGAGGGCUACCCCAUUCCUACCAAGCUGCCCCUCACCAAAGCAGAGGAGAAAGCACUGAAGAGGGUCAGGAGGAAAAUAAAGAACAAGAUCUCUGCUCAGGAGAGUCGCAGAAAGAAGAAGGAAUAUGUGGAAUGUCUAGAGAAAAAGGUUGAGACAUACACGACAGAAAAUAAUGAACUCUGGAAAAAAGUGGAGACCUUAGAAAGUGCAAACAGGACUCUGCUCCAGCAGUUACAGAAGCUGCAGGCUCUGGUAGCUGGGAAAGUCUCCAGACCUUACAAAAUGGCUUCCACACAGACUGGGACCUGCUUAAUGGUGCUGGUGCUCUGCUUCGUUCUCAUCCUGGGAUCCCUGAUGCCCUGUCUCCCAGAGUUCUCUACAUCAUCACAGACAGUGAAAGCAACACCAGCGCCAGACAUUUACACAACUAGUAAGAUUCAGUCACGGAGCCUCUUGUUCUAUGAUGAGGGUGCUGGCUCCUUAGAAGAGAGCUAUAGCUCCUUCCUAACCAUGGACCAUCCUGAGGGGUGGGAGGCUGAAAAAGGGCAGUCUGACGAGCCAAGGCCUCAUCUGGCAAGGACACAUGAGACAGCCAAAUAUAUGAGCAAAUCCCAUCUGGAGAAUCCUGACCAGAACCAAACCGACCCAACUCUAACCCACUUCAAAGAGCAAUUUCAUGAGAGGGAAACAAGCUCCAGUGAGACAGCUGAAUACUUGUAGCAGCUGCUGGACCUCAAGGCCUCAUCUGUCUGAUUGCAGGAUUCCCUCCUCACUGAGCAACUGAGGGGACUCGGCAGGAGAGGAUGCUGCAUUCAGACACUCCUAAACUGGCCUUGAGUUCAGCUCCUUCCCAUCCCCGUGCCCCCCUUUGGUACUGAUUCUUUUGAGAGGAGUCACAGGACUGCCAGAACCAGUAAUAAACAUCUGACGAAGUCCUGAGACAUCCUCUUCCCUGGCCUUAUCUCCUGCUUGAAUGAGCACUACCCUGUGGGUGUGGGCUCACUACAGAAUGGAGGGAGGUCAAGAGGAGGCCCUCAAACUGUUCAGCUCACUCCCCAAAGCCUCCGUGGGUGGCUGUCCCUAGGCACGUACCCCUUGCCUACAUCAGAUGCACAUGAAAGAGAGAGUUUUACUGUUCCACCUAAGGGACUUAGCAGUGGGUGAUACUGGGGCUGGAGAGAUGACUCUGGAGAGUUUGAGCUCAUUCCUUCCCUUCUAUCUGUUAGUAUACUUAUGCCUCCAUCAAGAGAAAAAACUAGUUCUUCCUUGCUCUAGUUUUCUCUUGUUGGAUGUGCCUACAUAACUUCCACACCAACUAUCUGCAUAGAUCUGCACACAAACGGAGUGGGGGAGACAGAUCCCAAACCAAGAUAAACCACCAUGAAAAUUAACUGGCAGCUUCUGGUCAGCCAGAGCUCUAAAACAGGGAGAAGUUUCUCCCCAUAGCCCAAUUCUCCCCACCCUCAGCAUCUCCGCUUUGGCAGAGGUGCUUUUAUUCCUUUUUGUUCCCAGCUUGGGCCCUACAGCGUGGUGCUAAUCAGGUCAGUGCUUUCCCACUUCCCAUUCUACACAUCCCCUGCAAUGAGAGUGAGAGAAUUCCACUUCCAUCACCCUAUCACAGCUGCCCAUCCCCAGUUCUGUUUCAUGCCAAAUGGGAUCUUGCUAAGAGCUAUGAAGAAGAAGGAACUCUGCAACCUGAAGAAGAGCUACCAGAGAGCCAUAUUUCCCCUCACAUCCUGAUGUCACCGUUGGCAUCUAGUAGUGUUGUGAACACCACUGAGGACAUGCUGGCAUCUCAGGAGACAAUUCCUUAUGCCAGGAAAGAGAUAGCAUGUUUGAAUUGGCCAAAGUCACCAAAGACUAUUUUAGAUCUCCUCCUUCUAAGUGCUAGCACCAAAGGUAGCAGCCUCUCCCAUACCACUAAUCAGGCCAGACUUUCCAAGCUUGGUGCAUAUAACAUGAUAAUGUGAUAGAAUGUACUACAAUAUAGGACAGCAAAGUCUUCGGCUGCAGCAGAUGAGGACAAACCCAAACACAGCAGCUGUAGCUGCAGAUAUGAAGGAGAAAGGGGGAAAAAAAAACUUCCUACCUUUGGAGAGCCUCCAGCAGUCAGGAAUCUCUAUCAAGACUCCCUCACCUCCACUGCCAGCCCUUAAAUGAGGUCUGGGAAGGGGUGGAUCCUGGUUCCACCCCUCCCAGUCACUCAGGAGCAUUGCAUGCAGCUGAGCUCCCCUGGGUUGGCUCUGAUUUCCUUCCAGGUGCUCAAUCAAUGCUUCAGGCCCUGAUUUAGCACGUCCACUGCAAUGCUGAAAUGACUUCAUCUCAAAAGUGUUCCGUUCUCUUUAGUAUCCAAACAUCCACUUCUGACCCUUUUCCUGCCCCAGUAUCUUCUCACUGUACCUUCAGCUGUCCUUUGCUAGAAGGACAAUGUGGGACUUUAAUUUCUAAGAUCUGGGAUGCAGCAGAUUGCACAUGAGAGUCUCUGUGUGCUCCACUAGGUCUCACAGCAGAGAGCCUUGAAGCUUGCUUUGCUUCAAGUGCCCUGCACUCAGAUUAUGCUGCUCCAGCCCCUCCACCAGGCUCACCUCCCUGCUCAAGAACUGGAAGAAUUGAGAGAAUGGCUCUCACACCCCUCUUUUGGAAACUGUUUUUGCCCCGGAAGCCACUUAGGACAAAUUUGGGUACAGCUAGCUGCAACCACACAUGCUUGGCCAGUGGGGUGAGGAGGAAGAAGGCCUUCAGCACAGCUCUUCUCAAGGUUCGCACAGGAUCUGCUUCUCACCAGAUACCAGAGCACUCCCGACCCUCUGCCUCCACCCCAGCACAGAGAACCACUGCCGGGUCCAAGCACACCCUCCUCCACCCCAGCACCUCCACCGUGCAUGUCCCCAUGCCUCCCACUCCCACCGUUGUACAGAGACCAAGAGCAGAACUCGUUUGUACAUAAUGAACCUUAUUUUGUAUUAUUGCCAAUCCCUUAAGAUAUUGUAUUUUGGAGACUCUCAGAUCCUAUUUUCAGUAUUGUAUUUUAUUAAGAAUUAGUGCGGGCUUAGCACCUAUGAACUCCUUUCUUGUUAGCAGCUCACUUUGUCCUUAUACUCCAGUAGCUGCCUCUUCCCUCCUGUUUUUUUGUUUUGUUUUGUCUUGUUUACUAGUUGUUUUUUUUUCAAGCCACCUUUUCUCUUUCUUCCACCCCUUGCUCUGCAUUUGCUUAGACAAGCAAAAUAAAAAUAAAAUAAAAAGAUGCAGCAUCAA
Messenger RNA from Coturnix japonica (Japanese quail), 4152 nucleotides. RefSeq names its product cAMP responsive element binding protein 3 like 1 (gene CREB3L1). The record is from RefSeq and is a predicted model, not a curated record. Lineage: Eukaryota; Metazoa; Chordata; Aves; Galliformes; Phasianidae. Gene Ontology annotation, biological process: regulation of transcription by RNA polymerase II. Gene Ontology annotation, molecular function: DNA-binding transcription factor activity, RNA polymerase II-specific; cAMP response element binding.